AUGGCUGACGGUGCCGCCGACGAUGGCGGCGUCAAUGACCUGACGCCGGAAGAGGUCAGCCGCAUCAUCCAUUCCCACCGCAAGGUGCGCUACGGGACCGCCUGCUGGCCGUGCCGACAGCGUAAAGUAAAGUGCGACAACAAGCACCCAUGCGAGAACUGUGUAAGGCGUGAACAUCCGCAGCUCUGUUCAUAUAAGCCGAAUCGCGCCGCGGCACCAAACAAACCCGGCAAUACCGCCUCAUCGGCACCCGGCAGCCGGAAGAGACAGCACUCGGAGCCGGAGGAGGAGCAGGAGCAGGAGCAGGAAUCGUCUCGCAAGUCGGAUCGUCAAGAGAGCUGGCCGCGAGCCAUCGGGAACCUAGAUGAAGCAGAGCCCGUGAGCGAUCGCUACGUCGGCCAGAACAGUAUUCCCGCGUUGCUCCGUGAGCAGUCUACACCCAGCGACAAGAACGAUAGCGUCGACUUUCGAAGAGACAUGAGGUCCAUACUGGGCCUGGACAAUUCCGCGCCCUUUCCGCUCAUGUCCCAGCGGCACUUGCACCGCAUAGCACAGGAUAUUUCGACCGAGCUCCCUUCGGAUCGAGAAGUCAUGCGACUAUUUCGGUCGUACAAGGAGAUUCCGCAGCCAUUUUGGGGAUUUGUGGUCGACAUUGACGAUUUCGAGUCGAAGCUCAUGGUGUAUCUAGAGGAACGCUCGCGCAAUGCGUCAAAACCAAACACUUCGAGGCCUGUGUCUGCGUCCUGGCUGGCCAUUCUCUUUGCCGUUUUGGCAGUCGGCUCUCAGUACCACGAAUCGCCAUACCACAUCCGCACUCGUGAUUCUCAGAAAUACCUACAAAUCGCCUUCCACUUCCUCCGCCUCGCAAACUUUCUGUUACGGCCGUCUUUCGAUUCCAUCCAGGCGUUGCUCUUGAUGAGCUUCACACUCCUCAAUGACAUGAAGGCUGAAGCGUCUUGGGCGCUCACUGGUCUGACGUGCCGGCUAGCACAGUCAUUGGGACUUCAUCGACCAAAUGUCCCAGACACGAACGAAAAUGGCGAGCCCAAUAUAAAGGAGACUACACGAAGAAAACUGUGGUGGAAAUGCGUUUGGCACGACACCCUUACGUCUCUUUCUUUUGACAGAUCACCAAUGACAAAUUUCCCAAGUUGUUCAAUUCCUGUCAAGAUCCAAUCAUCGGGCGGCGAGUACGCAUAUCUCGAGAUGAUGUAUCAUCUUAUCGAGAUCAUAUCGAGGCGUUUGAAUCCAGACGCCAUGGCCACGCCUUCGUAUGCUGAGAUAGUAGAGAAUUGCGACACGGUCGAAGCCUUGCGCACUCGAGCAUCCGCGCAUAUGAAGGACAAGGACAAGUGCAAGACGGCACUUGACCGUCUGCAGUAUUUUGCCAUUCGACUGCACACAUCCUUUGUCAUCUCAGUGGCCUGCAGACCAGCACUCCGAAGAAACUGCAACCUGGGGCCGGAACAGAAAAAGACACUCGCGGCAAGAUGCGUCGUCAACCUCACCGAAACCGUCAAGAUGUUUCUGGCCAUGCACCAGCUGUCCGUCAUCCCAACACGCAGCUGGGCCUUUACCUACCACGGUCUCUCUUCUGCGCUCCUGCUCGGCAUCUUGUGCGACACGCGAGCCGACCCCGUGGUGCGGCAGCUGCAAGGUGACCUCAUUGCGGCUCUCUCAGCUACGGCCGCCAAAGAUGUCAGCUCGCCGGAACCGCACGUCGUCCGCACGGACAAGGAUAUCGAGCUGUCUGGUCCGCUGUGGCGCGCGCUCACGGCGCUCAAGAGCAUCUACGAUCACGGGUCCAUUACAAACACCUUUAAGCGCGACGGCGAGUCGUCUGCCGGCGGCAGUGGCACCCGCACGCCGGCGAUGCAGCUACCUCCUGGUGUGCAAGGCCUGCCGCUAUAUCAACAAUACCGCGUCAUCCCGCCCGGUUCAGAUCCGCGCGAAGAUGCGGCGCUGGCAAUGGCGGAGAUGCAAAACGGCGCAUCACUUCAGGAUUUUCAAAACUCUCUACCUGGAACGCAGCAAGUGCCAAUGCCGGUUGGCUUUGAUGGGCUCAACGCAGAGGGGCCGCAGCUGAUGGCGCCCAUGGAUCUAUACGAAUCCAUCUGGGGAGAAUCGCCAGAUCCUUGGAACCCUGGCGCCGAGCCCAUGAGUUUUGACUUUUUGGCGCAGCCUCCACCAGGGCAGCCGCAUCAUCAGCUGUACUUUUGA
Messenger RNA from Cordyceps militaris CM01, 2220 nucleotides. Its product is annotated as Fungal specific transcription factor. Gene Ontology annotation, biological process: DNA-templated transcription; regulation of DNA-templated transcription. Gene Ontology annotation, molecular function: carboxy-lyase activity; zinc ion binding; DNA-binding transcription factor activity, RNA polymerase II-specific. The coding region runs from base 1 to 2220 and encodes 739 amino acids. The record is from RefSeq and is a predicted model, not a curated record. Lineage: Eukaryota; Fungi; Ascomycota; Sordariomycetes; Hypocreales; Cordycipitaceae. The transcript has 8 exons.